This is a messenger RNA of Lactuca sativa (garden lettuce), 1245 nucleotides long. The record is from RefSeq and is a predicted model, not a curated record. NCBI's taxonomy places the organism in Eukaryota, Viridiplantae, Streptophyta, Magnoliopsida, Asterales, Asteraceae.
AUGACCAUUCUCUACGGGUUGUACAAUGGGAUCAACCUAGAUUAUGGCUCGGCUCUCUGGCAACAGCUUAUUCAAAGCCUUGCCUCCUCAUCUCGUCAUACUGAAGUAUUCUAUGCCAGAUUUUGGACGCUCGUCACCAAAUGGGCAAUGGACAAGCUUCAUGUUCUAAUUGUAGCUGAUUCCCCCCUCUCCUCGAUCAGUGUCUUCCACACCACCAAGAUAAUUGUCACUGAUCCCACCAAGUUCUCUUUCAUUGGAUCCAUUCCGGAGUCUAUGUACGCCGGUGUGUCAAAGGCGAGCAUUAUCAUGAAGACCUACAAGGAAUUUCGUCCUUCGGGUCCAAGGGAGCCGACUGCAGAGAUGGUUCAAUCCAUCAAUGACGCAGAUAAACCACCUGCCAGGGGAAAGAAACCAGAUAAAGGGAAACUUAAGAAACAAGCUCAAGGGGCAAAGGGUCCUUCUCCUAAGAAGCGGAAACCCUCAAAGACAGAUCAAUCCCCCCCCCCCCCCCCCCCCCCACCGAAACGGAAGAAAACCCAGCCAAGGAGGAAACUAAUUCUCGCUUCUUCCUCAAGCGAUUCAGAGGCUGACAAGUCUGACUCAGAGGUAUCAGCUCGAGGUGAUACUCCUCCCUAUUCGCCUUCACAUGAGGUACCAGUUUCAUCCAAAUCUAUUUCUUCUCCUCCUACCACCAUACCUAAUUCCAUUCCCCCCAUAACCACCACUAUUUCCAUUCCCCCUAUAACCUCUUCUAUCCCUAUACCACCCCCAUCUAUUCCUAUACCACCACCCAUUUUCACUGAAGCCACCAAAACAACUAUCAGUGAGGUUCGAACCAACGUAUCUGAUACGGGGGAUCAAACUUCAACACCCGAAACCACCUUUACUACUGAGCCAUCUUCUACACCUGAACCUACCCCUACCACUGAACCUCCCACUUCACCCUUAUCUCCCACUCCCUCAGCAGAAACCGAGACAUUUUUGGGUGGGGAAAAUAUGACCUUUGAUUCCACAUACUACAACCCUUACCGGAUCCAAAGCGAUGAUGAUGAUGAUGCUCCUGUCACCAGAAAGCACAUCAAAGAACUUCAUGAGAAAAUUGACAAUCUCAUCGCUUCUUCCUCUUCCUCUCGGUCCCACGUGACAGAGGUUGCUAUUCAGAAAAUGGUGGAUGCCUUCACCAACAAACACGAAGCCUCCAUCACCUCUGCCACUGUUGCCAUUGAUGCAUCCUCAAAGGCAUGA